AUGUCGCUCCAAUCGACAUGGUCCUGCCUUCGGCCAGCCGCCUCUCGGCGUGUGCUGUCAGCAGCAGCAACGUCACGAGCGGCGUUUAGCACCACGUCCUCCCUCAGCAACAUCCCCCCCGAAUCACCGUCCUACAUCCGGCUCCCGAAGGUGCCGCAGUCUACCGAGGGCAAGCCAGAUCGGAUACGCGGUACUCUGCCCGUGCCACGUGAGAUCUUCGACCGCCGCGAUGGCGACCGCAAGGUGCGGCCCGAGUACCUGACCCAGACCGCGCCGCAGCGCACCACCGACCGCCCUCUCAAGAGCGACGCGCAGCGGUGGAAGAAGCAGCUUGCCGACAGCCGCCGGAAGAACCUGGAGGAGGGCCUGCAGGGCCUGUGGCAGCGCUACGAGACCCGUGAGAAGGGGCGCGCGGCGCGGCGCGACCGUGCGGAGCGCACCGUCCGCCUCGCCCGGGAGGCCCCAGAGCCGCGCGCCGCCGUCAUGACCCGCGGCACCGUGCUGGCCGCGGUCGCCGAUCGAGAAGGCUGA
This is a messenger RNA of Cordyceps fumosorosea ARSEF 2679, 531 nucleotides long. RefSeq lists its product as hypothetical. The record is from RefSeq and is a predicted model, not a curated record. NCBI's taxonomy places the organism in Eukaryota, Fungi, Ascomycota, Sordariomycetes, Hypocreales, Cordycipitaceae. The transcript has a single exon. The coding region runs from base 1 to 531 and encodes 176 amino acids.